GUUCAAGUCACCAUGAGGACAGCGGGUUGAUCGCAUCGACAGCCCAGCCUGGUCCGCGGGGCAUGGGCCGCAAGGCCCUGGCAAAUCAGCUGGUUAGCGUACUCGGCUGACCAGGUCCCUGCCGUCGCUCCUCGCCAGCGACAUGUCGCUGCGCCUCACAGUUGCCCUAGGCUCGUUCAUCGUCAUCUUCGGCCUCCUGCUCAGAUGGACUAGACGCAGUAACCGUGCGCUCCCUCCUGGCCCCAAACCGGUUCCAGUGCUAGGGAACAUUCUUCAGCUCUCCACAGUACAAGAAUGGCUGCAGCUCACCGAGUGGAGCAAAUUAUACGGCGAUAUCUUCACUGUAUGGGUGUUCAACAAGCCCAUUAUCAUGCUCAACUCGGAGAAGGUACUAUUCGACUUGCUCGAAGCCCGUUCCAGCCUAUAUUCGACUCGCCCGCACCUUACGAUGGCAGGCGACUUGAUGGGUUGGGGCGAUUUAGUAGUACUCAUGCCGUAUGGCGAGCGCUUGAAGAAUUACCGCAAAUUGCUUAAGACAGGCCUAAAUGCCCAGGUAAUUCGAGGAUACUGGCCCUUUAUGGAGCAGGAAAUCGGAAAAUUACUGGGCAGACUGCUUGACGAUCCGAAUAAUUAUGCCAACAAUUUCCGACGCUGUGUGCUCACAAUCGCAAAGAGCUCCCAGGGCAUUGAAUAUUUCUUCAGCACGGCGGGCACCGUACCCCUCAAGCUAGCUUACGGGUUCAAGCAUGAGAACGAAGAGCUUCAAAUACUUGUGGAAGUCACACAAACUGCUCUGCGCCGGUUCGCGAUGGCAGCCUUGCCUGGCGUGUUCCUGGUCGACACCCUCCCAUUUUAUGCGUAAUAAAUCGGAGGUGACGUACUGAAGCUAAUUAGCUGAGGUGGCAUCUAUAAUGCCCUAAGCAUGCCACCAAUGGUUUUAGGGAAGGAUAUGACUUACGGCAGACGAGUGCGCACGUACAUUGGUAAAUCUUGUAGGCGAACACACUGCGUACCUGUUAUUAGCACUGCAGACCAUCGAGAACCACUGUGGAAGACCUACGAAGUUACGGUGACCUCAAUCAAGUCCUAGUGCGAAAAUAUUAUCAUCUGCGCAAUUUAUUGGUUUCUGGACAGGGACCGAGAGCACGUACACCAGCGACGAUAUCCCCCACGAGACUCCUGAAUCACAAGGGUAGGGUUCAGCAAAGGCUUUGGUGCGAUAGUUAGAACGCACCAUGGUGCUUGUGUUAAGGCGAGAGGGUUCAAGAAAUUUGUUACCGCGUAGUGGUACGUAGUAUGCGAGACAAACACAAUAUAUACGGUGCAAAGAGCCCACAGGAAGAGUAUUUCGUGAAGGGACCGUCGCGAGAAUCGCGGGCAAGGUAGGCGUACACUUGCGCGAUAGCAAUACCGUAAAGCAAUAUUGCCAGGAGUUGC
Molecule: messenger RNA, 1437 nt
Organism: Phanerochaete carnosa HHB-10118-sp
Lineage: Eukaryota; Fungi; Basidiomycota; Agaricomycetes; Polyporales; Phanerochaetaceae
Exons: 8
Coding region: 143-862 (239 amino acids)
Molecular function (GO): monooxygenase activity; iron ion binding; heme binding
Source: RefSeq, a predicted model, not a curated record